AUGGCUACAACCUCGGACAGCGACUUUCCUUGCUCGCUAACAGUUUACGUCCCGUUCCCAAGCCAUCGUCUGGCCAAGGCUGCUGCUCAAACCCUUUCCGUCGAUCCUGAGCUGUCGAAGUUGGUGACGAGGUCAUUCUCUCUCGUCAAGUCGUUACCCGAUAGCGCGACGGCCGUCCAAGGAGACACCUUCAAAGCAUCGCUGGUUGUCAACGCGGCGCCUACACAGCCGAUACAGGAGCCGUCUACAUCAGGACCUGUAGGCUCCCUGGAGAAUGGACAGAAAGAAGUGGAGGCGGAGAUGGAACCGACGAUCCUAAAGACGGAGUACAGCGCGACUACAAACCGAAUGCUUAGAGUCGCAGUCAAUGGGUUCUUCGACUCGCUGGGCACGGUGAUACAAGUUAUGGAAGAGCUGGACACAGAUGUCAUUCAUGAGAAGGGACUGGAGAGUUUGGAAGGUGCUCAAGGUGUGGAACAGGGCAUGACUGGUACCGCUGGCUGA
Messenger RNA from Zasmidium cellare ATCC 36951, 504 nucleotides. RefSeq lists its product as uncharacterized. The record is from RefSeq and is a predicted model, not a curated record. Gene Ontology annotation, cellular component: EKC/KEOPS complex. Bases 1 to 504 code for a protein of 167 amino acids. The transcript has 2 exons. NCBI's taxonomy places the organism in Eukaryota, Fungi, Ascomycota, Dothideomycetes, Mycosphaerellales, Mycosphaerellaceae.